Molecule: messenger RNA, 705 nt
Organism: Athene cunicularia (burrowing owl)
Lineage: Eukaryota; Metazoa; Chordata; Aves; Strigiformes; Strigidae
Gene: NLRC4
Product: NLR family CARD domain containing 4
Biological process (GO): detection of bacterium; regulation of apoptotic process; defense response to bacterium
Source: RefSeq, a predicted model, not a curated record
AUGAGACACGGCAGAGACUCCGGCACAGCAUUACAGCAAAUGCGAACACCGCGUACAGCCUUCAACACACACCGGGCCGCGCUACCGGCCAGUGGAAUUUAUAGAAAGCAAGAGAGUACAUCUGUCAAGCAAAUAGCAGAUGAUCUUUUGGCCUGCAAUGUCAUGUCUUGUGAAGAAGUGAAUACCAUUGCCUAUGAAAAGGUUGAACAAGAAGCCUCAAGAAUGAUGAUUUACAUGGUUUUGAGUAAAGGUUCAGAAGCCUGCAAUAUUUUGGUUAAGUCACUUGAGAAACACAACCCUUUUCUUUUUCAUGACCUGCAAGGAUCAUGUGGAUUUACUGAUGGAAUAAAGAAACUUGUGAAUGCUGAGGAGCUUGUAUUUGACAACAUAAGUAUGGAUGAAAGUGAUGCAAAAAAAUUAGCUGAAGGUAUCAGAAAUUUGAGAAAGCUAUGCUUAUUAUACAUGAAUCAUUUGACAGCUAUUGGGGAUGGCAUAACCUACAUUGUAAGAUCAGUCUGUGAUGAAGAUGAACUUGAAGAAAUACAACUAGUCAGCUACUUUAUGUCUACUGAUGCUGUGGAAAUUUUAGGUAAGAAUAGUAAUAACUUGGAGAACAUUUCUCCAUUAGACUCCUUGCUGGUCGAUGAAUCUGAGGAUGUGUCACAGACUGAAUUGUUAGUGGAAGUGGAACCAUCAACAAAUUGA